UGAUAGCCGCGUUGCUAGCCGUACUAUCGGUGGGCGGUAUCUCCGCUGAACAUCCACUUGAUCAGGUGAAGCCGGUGUGACCGUCCAUAGCAUUGCAGCACCAUCAUGUCUACAUUCAAACUACAUUAUUUCGACCUAAAAGGCCGAGCGGAAAUGGCCAGACUGCUAUUUGCCUAUGCUAAAGUAAAAUAUGAAGAUGUUCGGAUCGACAGAGCAAAAUGGCCGGAACUGAAAGAAAGCGCACCCGGUGGAACCGUUCCGUAUUUGGAAGUCGAUGGCCAGGGAUUUGGACAAAGCAUGGCUUUAAAUAGAUAUCUUGCGAGGAAAUUUGGCCUCAUGGGAAGUGACGAGAUAAGCGGCCUCGCUAUCGACGAAUUUGUAGAAGACGUCGUUGAAUGCCGGUCAGCGAUGAUAGCUGUGUUUUUCGAGAAGGAUGAGGCCAGAAAGGCUACCAUGGGCAAAAAACUAAAGGAGGAAACUCUGCCAAAUUUUAUGAAAAAGUGCGAGGCCAAACUUACCAAGAAUGGAACUGGCUGGGUAAUCGGCAAAUCGCUAACGUUCGCAGACAUCGUGCUGUUUGACGGAUUCGACAUGUUCUUCAGUGGUCCCGAGGGAGCUCCAAUGCUACCCAAGUUACCACAGAUAGCUGCCCACAGGACUCGAGUCUCGACCAUACCACAGAUAAAGGCUUGGCUGGACGUACGCCCGAAAACGUCAAUGUGAACAUGAUAUCAUAAAAUAACAGACUUGUACUUAAAUGUGUUAAUGCGAUUUUUCAUACAUUUUGCAAAUAAAUAUUUGUUUACUGAAUUUCGA
Mizuhopecten yessoensis (Yesso scallop) is the source of this 816-nucleotide messenger RNA. RefSeq names its product hematopoietic prostaglandin D synthase-like. NCBI's taxonomy places the organism in Eukaryota, Metazoa, Mollusca, Bivalvia, Pectinida, Pectinidae. Gene Ontology annotation, molecular function: glutathione transferase activity. The transcript is spliced from 5 exons. Gene Ontology annotation, biological process: glutathione metabolic process. The record is from RefSeq and is a predicted model, not a curated record. Bases 106 to 723 code for a protein of 205 amino acids.